GGAUAUAUUAAAUUAGAUCUAAAAAUGAUGAAAUAUGAGACAUUUGGUCAUAAGAAACUUCAUUGGUAACAAAGUGUUCUUGUGAAGGAGUGUUAGUGAAGCUUCUGUAACCCUCUGGUAUCUUUCCUUACAGCUCUUGGCUUUGUGAUAUGUAUUAGUUGGUCUGGCAACAAUUUAUCUCAACAGAGUGUGAUCAACUUCUGAAUAAAGAAUUGCUUUUUAAGUGUAAUUUUGUAUCAGUUGUUUCUAUCCGAAGCUAUCGAGCUGCUCAAGAACUUCUCUCUGGCAAUCUUAUGGUUGUGAUUAUCAAAGAAAUACUACUUAUAGCCUAUCUUAGAAUUGAUACUCAGCAAAUGUUGAAAUAUGCUAUAAUCAUAAUUUUCUGGAUACUUCCAAAUUUGUCUCUUAAACUGGAUUGAUUGAGAUACAUCCUUUGAAGUCAUUAGAAAAAGAUUUUAUUGGUUUUAAAGCAGGCAUGUCUCUCAGGACUUUUCCAUAGCAACUAGUCCGCUAGAGUAAACACUGAAGAUUCUUUAGACAGCAUGCUUUUAAUCUAGGCACCCAUGACUUCGAGUUUACUUUUAAAUGAUUUUUCAAAACCCAUCUUGCUUAUAUUUGCCUCUUUUGCUAUUUGUCUUGGAACUGGGUCAUACAUGUUAAUAAAACUAAGCUUUUAGGGAAUAAGAUUCUGGUCCACCCGAUUUGAAAAGAUCUGACAUGGAUUAAUGGCACGAACAAUACAUCUUAUCUUGCUAUAAAAGAUAAAAUUUCCUCAGGAAGCAGAUGCCAUUGUGUGGUGAUUAGUCAAAGCAUAAAGGGAUAUUAUGGUAGCUAAGAAUACUCUAAAGUUCUUUGUCAAGUCUGUUUUCAUGGAAAUUAUA
Moneuplotes crassus is the source of this 881-nucleotide messenger RNA. The record is from the annotation of a GenBank genome assembly. Lineage: Eukaryota; Ciliophora; Spirotrichea; Euplotida; Euplotidae.